CUUUACUGCAACUUGAGCGAAAAUAAAUUCCCAUGAACUUAAGUACUGUUUGAAUUGUUUUAAACUAUAUUUACAUAUCGAUAGAAAUGUUGGUUUGAAUUCUGAAACAAGAGAACUAUAAUUAUUUGGAUAAAAGUUUGCCUUUGCUUGAGAGAUUCGAGCUUCAGAAGAAGUUGAGUCAAAGUGCUAAUUCUUUGUAUCCUAGAGUGUUUUCUUCAUCUUAUUAAUCAACUCAUACUUCUUCUUAACUUGGAUAGUGAAAAUAUGAUCUUCUGGCUAAUCUGGUCUUCAUGAUAGUAUUCUUAUUUUAUAUUCACCAGAUUUCUCAUAAUCUCAUUUCUGAUCAUAGAGAGUGUUAGUUUUUUUCAUCUCAAAAACUUUAGCUUGAUUGGUUUGACUUUGAGGUAGGCUUACCUUCAACAGCGUCUUCUUGAGCAAAAGACUUUGGAUUUGGCUAUGUGAUUGAAUAUUUUGGUUGAUGUGGCCAUGUCUAUUUUUUGUUAGUAUAUCUAUUCAUUUCUUUAAGUUCAUCCCCUCGCUCAAAAGAGGCUGACCUUUUAGAAUCAUAUUCAGGAUAAUAAUUAUAAUCUGGUUCCAGAUCUUAUCAUACAAUUUUACAACAUCUGAAACGGUAGAGGGCUUUGUAAGAGUCUUAACGUUAGACUCAGAAACGGUGUAAUUCUCUUGAUCUACUUCUUUCUUUAUGCUUAUGAUGUUUUCAAUAUCGCUGGAAUUUCUUUUUAAUAUAUUCAAAGAAUAAGCCUCAAAUGAUUUACUGUUGGGCUGAUGCUUAAGCUCAUGUAUAAUAUGAAUUUUUCUUAAAAAAUUAUCCAUCAUCUCAAAUUGGGAUCCUUCUGGUCCAUUAUAUUUUUAGUGAGUAUAUUUCUCCACGAAAAGUCUCUAUAACUUCUUUGGCUUCAGGCUUGAAAGCAAACUUGCUCUUAUGAAGGGAUUUUUCAUAUAGGUCAUUUUGAUAGGAGAGGGUUAAAAUAGACUUACAUUUUUGGAGCUGCAAGACAGAUUGAGUAUUACAAGGAAUUUGUUAGAAGUAUAUCAUUAUUUAUUCUUGCUCAGCAUCAUUAAACUUGGCAUUACUUUGUUGUUAGGUUUGUUUUGAAAAUCCUGUUUAUUAUUAGACAGCAUUUCUCUUUUUUCUAUAUUCAGUGAGAAUAUAUAAAGCGAUAAUUUUUUCACAAUUAUAAUUAAGCCAUGAUGGCGUAAGAAUUUUUAUAAUAUUCAAACCUCUUCGUACUUCACUACCACCAUUUUUGUCUCAUUUAAUAGAACCUAAACUUAUAUUUUAAAAAUGGUUUCAAUCUUUAAUAAUGAAAACUAAACUAAUUUAUAGCUAAAUGCGUCUUCUAAAAAUUAGUCUCCUGGAGGUCUUUGGAAAAAUAAACCUAAAAUAGAAAAUAAAGAAAGAUUAUAUGAUCAACAAAAAGCUGGAAGAAGAAAAAUAUAUUAAUAUGUUGACAGAAUCCUCGAAUGAAGAGAUCCAGUCUCAAAGUGACCAGAAUAAGUCAUCUGAAAGGGAAGAAUCGUCAAGCGUCCGUAGCAAAAGCCUUUCUCUCAAUUUACUUCAAAUUUCAGUUGAUAAGGUAUUAAACUUCUUUAAAAACAAUGCUGAGACAAAGCACGUAAAGAAUUAUUUCACGGUUUUCAAAAAUCUGAUUAUCAAAAAGUGGGAAGAACAUCAAAGUUUAAAUAAUCCAAUUGCAUAUGCCUCUACAAUGGAAGUACCUCAGAGCACUAAAGAAUCGAUGUGGAGAAGCAUCAGAAUAUUCUCCCAACUUUUUCCUGAUGAUCACAAAAUGAAUAAAAUGGAUAAUGGUGCUCGAGUAGCCUCACCAAUUAAAAGAUUUAGGCCUAGGAUAGUUUUCCCAGAAUUUAAUUGAAUGGGAAAGACAAAAUUUAUCAAUGCAUUUGGUAAAUGAGACCCAGAUUUCUUCUUUUUGAUGAUUUUCGUCUGCUAUUCCAGUGUGGAACUGGAACAAAUCUUUUCUCUAACCUACAAAAAUAUCAAAAUAGCCUCCCAGGAAAAUUAUAGCGAAGAUGAGCAAAAGGAGACGGUUACUAUCAAGUAUAGAAGUAGAUAUAGAGGUGCAAGGAAUGUGCAAAGUUCCAAACUAUCUAUUGAUCCCAAUUUUGAAUAUCCAAUAAACAUCCAAGCAAAGAAUGAAGAUGAAAAUAUAGUACCCUCUAGCUUUUCUUUCAAAGGUUGGCUUUCUAAAAGGUCAGAUAAAAUUUUGUGGUUCAAAGCUAGCCUUGAAGAUUUUGGAGAAGCCAAACUCUAUCAUAUCCUUUUUCUUAUGUCCCUUGCUCAGCUCAAUCUAAAGAAAUCACAAUUUAUCUUGACUAACUUCUAA
Moneuplotes crassus is the source of this 2366-nucleotide messenger RNA. The record is from the annotation of a GenBank genome assembly. NCBI's taxonomy places the organism in Eukaryota, Ciliophora, Spirotrichea, Euplotida, Euplotidae.